AUGAAAAUUCUAAUAGUAAUAUCUUCCGUUUUACUUACAAACGCUUUUAUCAAAGCUACAGAAAUUGAUAAUAAGCUUUUAAAAUGUUUAGUUUGUAGAUCAACAAUAAAAGAAAUUGAAGUAGAACUAGCAAAAAUUGAUCCUUCAAGAGAAAUUGAAGUAGGUAAUUACAGAUUAGAUGCAGAAGGAAAUGUUAUUCAUAAAAAGAUUCCACUUGCUCAAUCUGAGGUAUAUAUAUCUGACAUUUUGGAUAAUAUUUGUGAAAAAAUGUCAGACUAUGUAAGAGCAACAUAUAAGUCAAAUGGAAAAUUAACAAUCUUAAAUUUAAUGGGUCCAUCUGGUGGUAUGAAUCCUGAAAUGAGUGAAGUUGAUAUUAUUCAGGAUGGUGAUUUAAAUAAAAGUUUAAAAUAUUAUUGUGAAGGAAUAGUGGAAGAAUUUGAAGACAUUAUGAUUUCAUUAUUUACUAGGAAAGAAAAUAAUGUUAAAGAACAAUUAUGUACAAAUGUUACAAAUUUAUGCAAUUCUGUAGAUUUUUAUCAGGAAGAUGAUGAUGUUGAGGAAAAUGAUGAAAAUGAAGAACACGAUGAACUGUAA
This is a messenger RNA of Eufriesea mexicana, 594 nucleotides long. RefSeq names its product canopy family protein seele (gene sel). Lineage: Eukaryota; Metazoa; Arthropoda; Insecta; Hymenoptera; Apidae. The transcript is spliced from 4 exons. Gene Ontology annotation, cellular component: endoplasmic reticulum. The record is from RefSeq and is a predicted model, not a curated record. Bases 1 to 594 code for a protein of 197 amino acids.